This is a messenger RNA of Selaginella moellendorffii, 1274 nucleotides long. Its product is annotated as WD repeat-containing protein 5. The record is from RefSeq and is a predicted model, not a curated record. Gene Ontology annotation, molecular function: histone binding. Gene Ontology annotation, cellular component: Set1C/COMPASS complex. The transcript has 2 exons. Bases 185 to 1123 code for a protein of 312 amino acids. NCBI's taxonomy places the organism in Eukaryota, Viridiplantae, Streptophyta, Lycopodiopsida, Selaginellales, Selaginellaceae.
GGAUUCGAACCGUUACCCGACAGCACUUAGGGCUUUUCCAGGGCGCGCGCGACGCGAGCUUCGUUUUCGUCCCUUCCGCCCUGGCGCGCGGCGGGGAUCGAUCGCUCGGUCCAUCAGGUAGGCCUUUGGCGCUCCCGAUCCAUCUAGCUCUGCGCAUUCCCGCCGAUCUCCAGAGCUCGAGAGAAUGGCCGCGGCGGCGGAUUCCUCCCCUCCCUACGUGCCCUACGCGCUCAAGAUGACGCUCACGGGCCACCAGAAGGCGGUGUCCAGCGUCAAGUUCUCCCCCGACGGCAAGCUCCUGGGCAGCUCCUCGGCGGACAAGACGAUCAAGCUGUGGUCCGCCGACGAUGGCAAGCUGCUCAAGACGCUCCAGGGCCACAGCGAGGGCAUCUCCGACCUGGCCUGGUCCAGCGACUCGCGCUACGUUUGCAGCGCCUCGGACGACAAGACGCUCCGGGUGUGGGACUGCGAGACGAGCGAAUGCCUCAAAAUUCUCAAGGGCCACACCAACUUCGUGUUUUGCGUCAACUUCAACCCCCAGUCGAGCGUGAUCGCGUCCGGAUCAUACGACGAGACGGUCCGCCUGUGGGACGUGAAGACGGGCAAGUGCUUGAAGGUGCUCCCGGCGCACUCGGACCCCGUCACCGCCGUGCACUACAACCGGGAUGGAUCGCUCAUCGUCUCCAGCAGCUACGAUGGGCUGAUGAGGAUCUGGGAUAGUCAGACGGGGAACUGCCUCAAGACGCUCAUCGACGACGAGAACCCGCCGGUCUCGUUCGUCAAGUUCUCGCCCAAUGGGAAGUUCAUCGUGGCUGGAACGCUGGACAACACCGUGAGGCUGUGGAACUACCAGACGGGGAAGUUUUUGAAGACCUACACCGGGCAUGUCAACAACAAGUAUUGCAUCUUCUCGGCCUUCUCGGUGACAAACGGCAAGUACAUUGUGAGCGGCUCCGAGGACAACUGCAUCUACCUGUGGGACUUGCAAUCCAAGAGCGUCGUCCAGAAGCUCGAGGGGCACACCGACGUCGUCCUCUCAGUGUGCUGCCACCCGAAGGAGAACAAGAUAGCGUCGGGAGCUCUGGAGAAGGACAAGACCGUCAAGAUCUGGGUACAAGGGUGAUGAGCCCCAAGUUCUCGCUUUGUCUCUCUUUCUCUCACACACGGAGAUCGAUCGAAAGCCUGGUCGGAAGGCGAUUUCUAGAUGAAGAUCGACGAGUUGCUUAAGUGGGUUUGUGAUUAAAGUUAAAAUCUUACCAUCUAAGUGACCUAAA